AUGGAAGCCAGGGGCACGGGCAGGGCUCGGGGUUACCUGGGAACCGCGGCCGCAGCGCCCGCGGCGCUGCUGUUCCAGCUUCAGUUGCGUGGAGACCGCGAUCCUCGCCUUUUAUAUGGCUUCUUUUAUACCCUGCUCUGUGUGGCCCAGCAGCUCUUGAGCAGCUCAGAGCAGAGGUGGCUGAGCUACUGUUUCCCCAGUGUGGCCUGGGCAGACGUGCUCACCCAGAGUCUGUCCUUCACUGGGGAUCAGAAGCUGGUGUUUCAGAACUUCGUGGCUCAUGAAGUCUCUGAAAUGGAACUGUCUCUCACAAAUGAGAGCAAGUGUGUUCAGCUGGUGCAGGUCUCCAUGCAGAGCUCACCUUGUUUCAGGCUGGUGUGCCCCAACGAGGCGUACCGUGCUGUGCCGCGAGGUGCGACUGCCCGUGUGCGCAUUCAGUUCACCCCCAACGAGAGCAAGGAUUAUUCCCAUGAGCUUGUCUGCAUGACUAAAACAGAAAGGAUAGUUGUGCCAAUCCGGGCCAUUGCUGCCCGAGCUAUCCUGAACAUCCCAGACCAGCUGAACUUCUCGGAGUGUCCAGUCAAGAGCAGCACCAAGAGGACUCUGCUGCUUCGAAACACUGGCAGCCUGGAGGCUCAUUACUACAUCAGCACCCAGAGUCCUUUCUCCGUGGUUCCGGCCAUGGGAGCUCUGGGUGCUGGUGACAGCGUGCAGGUGACAGUGGGAUUUCACCCACUGACCACUGGUGCCCAUUUUGGGUCCAUGGUAGUGAGCUACAACACAGGUGAAGAAAUGAUCCACACAAACCUUCAGGGAGAAGCUGUAGAUGUCAGCAUCGGGUUGAGGACGUAUUCCGUGGAGCUGAAGAAGACUUUCAUCACCACGUCAAGCCACACAACCAUGUUCAUCGAGAACAGGAGUAACAUCAGAGCCCAGUUCCAGUGGAAGACUUUUCCUAGUGAGGAAGAUGAGAAUGAAGAGAAGAGGAGGCAGUGUUACCUGCUGCGAUCACCGAGAGAGGCCUGCGUGGACAACACGACGGAAGAGAGAAGAAGAGCGAAGAAGAAGGGUUCCUGUGAAGAUCGCCGCGCCAUCCUGAAGAGCAGCGUCCGGGAGAAGAUGAUGAAGCUGAAAGAAGACCCCAUGCUAUUCUCCAGUGAUGCUUUUUCCCUUGAGCCACUGGAGGGAGAGAUCGAGCCAAACAGUUCAGUCCAAAUCAAGGUGACCUUUAAACCCCUAAAGGCCCGAGAGUAUCGAAGUGUGGCCUACUGCAACAUCUCAGGCCGUGGGAGCAGGCUGCCCCUGCACCUCAGAGGGGAAGGCCAAGGACCCGUGGUUGAAUUCAGCCGUCAAAUGCUGAAACUUGGGAACAUUUCUGUCAACACCUCCCACGUCUAUGAGGUGAAACUGAUGAACCGAGGAGCUAUAGAUGCUCCCUUCACCUAUAUCCCUUCAGCCACAAACGUGGGCUGCUGCUUCAAGUUUGCACCCGAGGAGGGCGUCAUUGCAGCAGGUGGGAUCCGGACGAUUCACAUCUCCUUCAAUGCCACCGUCCUGGGGAGCUUUGAGGAACAAUUCCAGUUCCGUGUGGCUGCAUCUCCUACGCCUGUGACCCUGACAGUCUGGGGCUGUGUCACUGGACCUGCUUUACACUUCGACCUCCAUGAGCUCCACUUCGGUGACAUCUCCUUUGGCUUUCCCCGCACCAUGACCUGUCGCCUCACUAACACCUCCCCGGUGGCCGUGACAUUCAAGCUCCGCAUGUCGGACGAUGGCACGCAGCCUGCUGUCAGUAGCUUGGAUCAGAUAUGCAAGGACAGUGACCCAUCCUGGAGGAAGGGAAUUCAUUUCUAUGUGGAGCCAAGGGAGUUUACAAUGAAUCCCAGCCGAGGGACCAUCCUGCCCCAGGGACACCAGGAUAUCGAGGUGACCCUGUGCUCCAACACGGUGAUGGAAUACUACCGGAAAAUGCUGGUGGACCUGGUGGGCCUGGAGGGUGUUGGCAAGGAAGUGGCAUCACUGAUCAUCACAGCCAGAUGUCUGGUUCCUGAGCUGCAAGUGUACCCCCAAAUCAUGCGCUGCAAUCAGUGCCUCCUGAAGGAGCCAUACGAGAAGAAGUUCAUCAUCACCAAUAAAACUGACCUUCCUGGCUGCUACGGGCUUAUUCCCCAGAAACGCAAGGAGGACUCUCCUGUGUUGUACUCCAGCCCCAAACCCUGUGGCAUUGUCCAGCCUCACAGCACUGCAGAGAUUCCGGUUACAAUCGAGGUGCAAACAUUGGGCGAUCAUCGCACCAAUGUUCUGAUCGGCGUGUUUGGGGAUGAAAGAAACCCACUGAGAGCAGAACUCCUGAGCUCUGGAGAGCUGGCAGAAAUCUAUGGAACUCCAAAGAAGAUAGACUUUGGCAUGAUCCCACCGCUACAGCCGAGCUCACAAACUCUUACCCUCUUCAACAAAGGUCUUGUCCCUGUAGACUUCAGGAUAAAGAUUGCUGAAAAACCCCAGUGCUUUGUUCUUGAAACAGAAGAAGGAGUGAUCCCCGCUAGGGGUGAGGUUCCUGUGACUGUCACAGCCAUCCUGGAUGACACUGGGCAUUUUGCUGACUCCAUCCAGCUCUUCAUUGGGAACAGCUUUUGCUUCAGCUUCUUACUGAGGGCUAUGGGCACUGGCACCACAAUUGUCACAGACAAACCACUGGCCCCAGAGCUCAACUUGGGAUACCAAUUCAGCCACCUUCCCAGUACUCAUCAGUUCCAAGUAACAAACAGGGGCCACCAUUUCCAUCGGCUCUUCUGGAGCGUGGAAUGCUGGAGGCCACCCAAGAAGAAGGGCCAGAGCGUCUCAGCCCUCAGCAGCCCGAAGGCCGAAGAUGAUUUGGAGCCCCCCGGUCGUACAAGCGCCGUGUUCGGGCUGGAGCCAGGCUCAUGGGAGCUGCAGCCAGGCGAGUCUGUGGACAUGGUGCUGCGAGGCUUCUCCCACACCCCACAGGAGGUGCGGGAUUACAUGAAGUGUGAAGCUGUGGUUGGCACAAGCAUGGUGACAAAGAAGAUAAUAGAGACGAUCAUUAGCUGCAAGUUCAUAGAUCCCUCUAUAGAAGUAUCAGCCAGAAAACUCUCUUUCCGGGUGGAGAAGAAACCCAGUGAUGUCCUAACUCUGCAGUACCAGCCUUUGGCUUUAAAAAACACCUGCUCCCUGCCGCUCCACCUCGUGCUGGACGUGGAGCAGCCGUUUCUGGUCUGUGAUGAGGAGCAGCAGCCCCUCCCAGAUGGCCAGCCUGUGACAGUGGGUGUAGAGGAGACCUGCCAUGUCUACAUCGCAUUUGACCCAGCUUACAAACUGGAGCUUAACAGCUGGCAAGAAAAGAAGAUUCUGAAGAUAGACAUGGUUAGGGACCAUCCUAAUGUGGAGCAUAUCGAGCUUUGGGGAGAAGUCCACUUCCCCAAUCUCCAAAUCCAGCCCAGCAGCCUGGAGUUUGGCUGCAUCGUGGCUGGCACGGAAGCAGUGCGCUCUCUGAGGAUGAGCAACUGCAGCCCCCUUCCUGUGGAGUACCACUGGUCAUUCCAGGCAGACAGCCAGGUGCACAAGUUCAGGCAUUACAUCCCAGUGGGGCUGGCAGGAUUCAGUCACUCCGUGGAUGUACCAUGGACUCCCCUCAAAGUGGAGAAGGCUUUCAGUAUCCUGCCGCUGUCGGGUGUGCUGCAGCCGGGAGAGAGACAGCAGGUCUCCUUCACCUUCACUGGCCACCUCAACACCAUGGCCCAUGUCACAGCGCUGUGCCACGUGGAGGGAGGCCCCACCUACGAGGUGAAGCUGAGCGGGGAGGCCUCACGUGUCAGCUACUCCCUGAGCGCCCGGGAGAUCAACUGCGGCUCCCAGAUGUUUAACGAAGUUCAUCACAGCACGGUCAUCCUGGCGAACACCAGCAAGAUUAAAUUCAACUGGGUGCUAGAACCCAGCACUGCAGACCAAGACCUGCCUGGUGUGUUUCUGGUCAAGCCCACCACUGGCUCCAUUGCAUGUGGCAGGAAGCAAGUGCUGAGAUUCUCUUACAUGCCAGGAGUACCAGGAGCCUUUAGCAGGACAUACCAGCUUAAAGUGGGUGACCUGGAGCCGGAAAAGAUCUGCCUGAAAGGAGAAGCGUCCUUUCCUAUGAUCAGUGUGAACCUGCCCUGGAACAUCAAAGGAAAUGAGAAAUGUGGAAAGCCACUACGGCUUGCAGAACACACGCAGCAAUACAGUGAGACCCUGAAAAUUCAGAUCCCAGCAGCUCAGCCCUUAAAAAGUCCAGAUGUGAAGACUGGAAAGCUGAAGCCGUGCAUGCUGGAAGGCUCUGACAUUGUAGCAAACACUCGGCUGCAGAUAAAGAUGAUCGAGAAGGCUGCUCUGGAGCUGCAGAAAAAGCUCACAUCCCAUCCCCCAAAGACCGAGUUCCCUGACAAAAAGCUGUGCCAGAGCCUUGUCAAAGUUGAGCUGCCAGAGUAUGUCCUGGACAUGGGCACUGUCCUGAAGGGUUUCACUGAGAGACGCACCCUGGAGAUCACCAACCCUGGGCAGAUCCCAGUGUCCUUCUGGGUCGAUGCAUCUGUCCUGCAGGACACAGGUUUCAGCGUGGACCUGGGCCAGAUGAAGAGUCUGCCCCACAUGCACACCCUGAGGUUUGAUGUGCAUUUUGAAAGUGCCCAGCAACCACAGGGUGACGUGGAUGUGCUGCUGCCCAUACAGGUAACAAAAGGCCCCACGUCUCACAUCCGCCUCCGUGCCACUGUCUUGGAACUGUCGCUCGACCUCUCCCAGAACACACUGCACUUCCCCAAUGUCCUCGUUGGGCAGUGCCAGGUUGAGACAGUCCAGCUCUACAACGGGUUCCAAGUGCCCUGCAAAUGGUUCAUCACUGCCAUCAAGCCUGUUACGAAGGUAAAGCACAGACUGAGGAGACCUCACACCAUUGGUUUCUGUGUCCAGAGCAAUCAACUCAGAUACCUGACACGAGCCCAGGGUCAGAAGCAGCAGGCACUGGAGGAAGGGCGCUGUCCCUUUGAAGUGACGCCCUCCAAAGGAACCCUUGAUGCAGGAGCGUGGCAGAACUUGCAAAUCCAGUUUGCACCCAAGGAGGAGAGGUCUUACAAGUGUGAGCUGAAGCUUAACAUUCCUGGGAGCAGCAAUCACUUAAGGCUGCACCUCUCGGGGCAAGGUCUGGAGCCACGGCUGGAGUUCAGUCCCCCAGCACUAAAGAUGGGAUGGGUGCUGGUGGACAGCGAUGGGGUGGAGGCCACAGUGGUGGUGAAGAACCCAUGCAAAUUCCCCAUCGAGUUUUACUGCCUGGAUUUGGAUGAGCAGUACCUUGAGGAGGAGAAGGCCAGGACCCCAGAUGAGAAGGGCAGUUCUGCUGAGGGCCAGCCAAAGACAGGUAAAGCAGUGAGCAGAGACAAGUCUCCAAAGGGGAACCAAAUAUCUACAGAGAGAACAGAAAGUCCCUGGGAAUCCUCCAGCACAAGAUCCAAAAGUACACUGGAAAGUGCCUCCAUCCCCACAGAAUUCCUCAGGCUGAAACGGUACCGGUGGACAGUGCCUGCCCUGGGUGAGGUGGAACUGCAGGUCCACUUCUCCACCAAAAAGCCAGGGAAGUUUGAGCAGACGCUGAGGUUUGAGCUGGUGGGGACAAAGCGGCAGUACGAGCUGCCCUGCAGUGGCACCGGCCUGUACCCCAGCAUCAGCCAGAACCCACGGCUGGUGUUUCCGCAGUGGAGGAAGACCAUGAAGGAAGGUGAAAUCAUCUUCAAGGAAUAUGUUGAGAGCACCAAGCAAUUCCACUUUGGACCGCUGCUGUGUGGGAAAUCAAGAGAGUGGUACAAGGCUCAGAACUGUCCUGGCAACUCGGAGAAUAUAACCAUCCUCAACAACUCCCCCAUGGACGUAGAGGUCCAGUUCUUCUUUGAGGAUGAUGAGAAAGCAGAGACCUUCCUUCUGGACCCUCCCAGCAUGACCCUGAAACCAAAGAAGAAGCAGGAGCUGACCAUUUGGGCAUACCCCACUUCCCCUGGCUUCCUGGAAGACAAACUCAUCUGCUGCAUUGACAAGAAUCCAGAGCCAGUGGUCUUCAGCCUGUGCUGCCAUGGGGUGCACGUGAAGCUGGAGGUCAGCCCCCUGGAGCUGUCUUUUGGCAAGCUGCUUCUGCACAGGACUGACAGCAGGACCUUGGUCCUGAAAAACAACACCCUACUGCCCAUGGCCUGGCAGCUCAGUGGGCUGGAUGACCUUGUUGAGGACUUCUCACUGUCACAAGAUAACGGCACCAUUGAUCCCCACUCAGAGAUUGAAGUGACAGUGAAUUUCAAGGCCCAGCAGAUUGGCACCAUUGAGAAGAGCCUUCGACUCGAGGUUUCAGAUACAGAAAACAUCCUGGGGAUUGUUCAGGUUGAAAACAUCAAACUGUCUGCAGAGGUGUAUGAUGUUCUCCUGAGCAUGGUCCUGCCUGAAGAUGAAACCUUGGAUUUUGGAACCAUCAAUGUCCAGGAUAAUGUGAAGAACAUCCUGACUCUAACGAACAAAGGGAUGUACAACAUCGAGUACAGAUUGAUGCUGAAGGGUGCAGGUCCCAGGAUGCGAGACUUGGCGUCCCACUUCACUGUCAAGCCUCAGUCGGGCAAGCUGAUCGCCUCCCAGCCUGGUGUGAAUAUUGAGAUAUUCUUCCACCCCACAAGGGAAAUCCUCCUCAAGAACAGCCCCAUCCUGUACUGCCAGGUGAUAGAUGCCAUCUCAGGGGAAGGAGGCCAGACUGUCGCCAGCAUCCCAGUGAGGGUGUCGGCAAGAGCUGCCUACAGCAAGUUCAGUAUUGAGCCUGCCUCACCCAUCAGUUUCGGUGCCAUGAUGAAGGGCAGCAAGAAGAGCCAGACUGUCGUGCUGGAGAACACAGGCGUGAUCAGCUUCAAAUUCCACAUCUACCGAGCAACCGAGGAUGAAUCUCCUUUGGAAAGCAAAAGUUCAAAGCAAGGGGAGUCUGUUCCAUCAGCUAGAAAGCGCUCAGCGGGAAGGAAAUCAAGCUUGACACAGCCUCUCCUGGAACUUCUUCUGCAGGGUCAGCUCAAUGUGGGCAUGUUCACGGUGUCCCCGUGCUCCGGCUCCAUCGCUCCGUGGGGCCAGCAGCAGAUCACGGUGGAGUGCCUCGCAGGGCAGGAGGGGACUUGUGAGGAGCAGCUCUACAUUGACAUCGUGGGCAGAGACCCCAGGGACAAUCCCCUCGGCAUUCCCUUUACCCUGACUGCCGAGUCCUGCCUGCCAGCAUUUGCUGAGGAUGCCAUGUUAAUCUUUGAAGAGUACCCGAUCUGCAGCAGCACUGACCUCAGCCACAAGCUGCUCUCUGUGCACGGUGUGGGCCUGUUUGUGAGAGAUGAGAACAAGUUCAUCUUCAACAAGAUUCUGGUUGGGCAAGAGGCUGAAGCCCAUUUCAACAUCUACAACACAACUGGUCUGCCGUGUGACGUGGUCCUCUCCAUCAACCCCCUGCCUGGACAGGAAAAAGGCCCUAUCACCGUUUUCAAGUUGCAUCCUGUCCAGAUGUCCAUUCCUGGCUCAUCCCACGCUGUUGCUACAGUGACCUUCACCCCACCAGACGAGCAGAACUACGACUGCACUUUUAAGGCUUCCCUUGUCAUCCCCAAACGCUCUGUGAAAAUCAAGCCCCAAACCCUGAGCUUCACCAUCAGUGGGAGGGGGCACGAGCCGCAGGUGACAGUCGUGUGCCCAAGAGCUCGCAGCAAGAGAGGAAAUGCCGUGCUGCGCUUCCAGAGGCUCCAGCUGGGGGAUUUAGAGAUGCUCCCCCUGGUCGUCCGUAACAAUGGCAUCGUACCUGUCAAGUUUAUGUUACACCUGGAGGAUGAGCAUGGAGCAUUCUUCUUGAAAGGCAGGCGCUCCACACUGGAGAGAUUCCACACUGAAGAUGUGGGAGAGGACUCUGUUGGAAAUGAGAACAAGCCCCCAAAGAAGCCUCUCCUGCUUCUGCAUCGUGGGCAAUCGGCAGAGUUUGAUGUCAUUUUCAAUCCCACCCUGGCUCGACGUGUGGAAGGGAAGAUCCGUGUUUUAGUGGAGGACACCUACUCUGACAAGACCCUGAUAGAGCUGGUGGGUGAAGGCCACAAGGAUGAAUUCACCCUCAACUGUCUAGAGGAAGACCCACAGUUGAGGAAUGAUAAGAGCAGCUGGAACAAAGACAUCAUUGAUGCUGUCAGACUGAACCACAUCCAGUUUGGGGACUGUCCUGUUGGGAAGCCCUGCCACAGGACCUUCACCAUCACCAACCACACUGGCAUGACGUUCAUGCGCUUCGAGUGGGAGGCAGACGUCCCAUUCCAGUUCUGCCCCAGGGUGGGACAUCUCCACCCUGGCUGCACCAAGGCCAUCACAGUGACCUUGAAAUCAGAUGUCCCAGCCACCUUCAGGAGACACCUUGUGAAAUGUAAGGUGACCAAGAUCAAGUUUGAGCUGCCACCAUGGAAGGUUCCAGACUGGGACGACGAAAUGUGCAUUGUCGUGUGGAACGACAUCACCGGGAAGGACCCAGCAGCCCAAUGGCCUGAAAAAGAGAAGACAGUGGAGACAGUCCCGGAACCGGCUCACACUGUGCUGAAGAAGAGCGGCCAGGAGGCCGAGCUGUACCUCAGUGCCUUGGUUGCCUACGCCCAGUUCAAACUGGACACAGUCGUGGUUCAGCUCAAGGACACCUGGCCCUUCCAGACAAGGACAGCCACUUUCAGGAUGCACAACACAGGGAAGGUGGCCCUGGAAUACUUCUGGGAGGAAGCUGCACCUGCAGAUAGUGAAGCAGUGAGGAUGCCAUAUUCAACCACUCUGAUGAGUCGGCUCAGCUCUGCUCCUGUUGUAAGGCAGCGCAGAAAGCUGGUGCUUCGUUUCCGGAGGGAGCAGGACCAUCCUUUUGAGACGCAUCCUUCUGAGCUGCGGCGCCUACAGUGGCUUGCCAAGGAGCAGCAAGAUUCCGAGCAGGAACAGCUGCAGGAUUCCGAGCAGGAACAGCCAGAUUCUGACCAGGAGCAGCUUUCUGAGGAAGAGCAGCUGGAUGCCAAGCAGAAGCAGCGUUCCAAGAAGCGGUGCCGCUCCAAGGAACGGAGUCUCUCCCCGCAGCGUGCCACUUCCUCCCUGGAAGUCCUCCCAGAUGUCACCCAUGACCAGUCACUGUUCUCCAUCAACCCCAACUUCGGCACCAUCACUCCUGGCCAGAAGAAGACCUUUCAUGUGCUGUUCUCCCCAAAGGAUGUGGGGAACUUUGAGACCACCAUGCUGUGCAGCAUUCCUAACCUGGAGCAGACUCACAGGACGGUGCAGGUGGUUCUGAAAGGCAGAGCCCGGGAGUGGAAGCGUUUUGGAAAACCAAAAUGCUCUGCCUUACAGCAGACAGACGAAGGCCAGAGACACAAGAAGCAGCUGCACUGGCAACCAACACCAGAGUGA
This is a messenger RNA of Poecile atricapillus (Black-capped chickadee), 9462 nucleotides long. RefSeq names its product hydrocephalus-inducing protein-like. Gene Ontology annotation, biological process: axonemal central apparatus assembly; cilium movement. Gene Ontology annotation, cellular component: axoneme. The transcript has 56 exons. NCBI's taxonomy places the organism in Eukaryota, Metazoa, Chordata, Aves, Passeriformes, Paridae. The coding region runs from base 1 to 9462 and encodes 3153 amino acids. The record is from RefSeq and is a predicted model, not a curated record.